Messenger RNA from Lactuca virosa, 1005 nucleotides. Lineage: Eukaryota; Viridiplantae; Streptophyta; Magnoliopsida; Asterales; Asteraceae. The record is from the annotation of a GenBank genome assembly.
AUGAGCGAUGGAGGAGGUGGCGAGAGUUCAAAAGAUAUCGAAUCAGCUUUGAAGAAGAGAAGGAAAAACGAUGAAUUUCCCCAGGCGAUUGCGAGAAUUGCAGUGGCUCAAGUAUGUGAGAGUGUAGGGUUUCAAGGUUUCCAGCAGUCUGCACUUGAUACAUUCUCUGAUGUGGCCUGCAAAUAUAUCCGUGAGAUAGGGAAGACAUCAAAUUUCUACGCUAAUUUAGCUGGUAGAACAGAAUGUAAUGUGUUUGAUAUAAUUCAAGGGUUGGAAGAUUUGAGUCUCUCACAAGGGUUUCUAGGAGCUUCCGAUAGAGAUCAUUGUUUAUCAGGAUCUGUAAUCAAAGAACGAAAGUUAACACCAAGUUUCUUGCAAUCUGGAGAAACACCCCCAACAGACAUCAUCCCUCCUUGGUUACCUAAAUUCCCUGAUUCCAACACAUAUAUUAGCAUCCCUCCAGCCAUUACUGAAGAAACUCGAAUGAUCCCUAAUAGAGUUGAGCAAGAACAGAGGAUCCUUGAGCAACCAUCUUCAAAAUUGGAGCAAAAUUUGACACGUAAUGAAUCUGAAUUCCCAAACAACCCUUUCCUUUCUGUACCUCUACAACCUGGGGAGAAGGAGGUUUCUUUUGUUUCAAUUCCUAGUAAACUUAAAGAAGAAGAUGAGAAUGAGGUACAAAAUCACAGCUCAUGGGGGAAUCAUGUUUCUUCAUUGGAUAUUGUUCUACCAAAUCAGGCAGUUAAUCAAAACAGUGGUUGUGAUACAGAAGAAGGUAGCAGAAAAGUUCUUUUGAACAAUAGACCCUCAGUGCAAAUGAAGUUUCACAUUCCCAAAGAGCCCUUGGAUACUGCACACACACAACACAAUGAGAAAGGAAAAGCAGAAGUCGUGUCUUGGUUUGUGAAUGAUGAGAAAGAAAAGAUAACAACAGAGAAACUUCUGAAAGAACAACAACCAAUGGAUAUUGAAGAGCAUAAUGGAAAUGAUUCAGUUGUAAAUUAG